Molecule: messenger RNA, 807 nt
Organism: Physella acuta
Lineage: Eukaryota; Metazoa; Mollusca; Gastropoda; Physidae
Product: putative ferric-chelate reductase 1
Cellular component (GO): membrane
Source: RefSeq, a predicted model, not a curated record
AUGCUCCACUAUGUUUCCCACUGGCCAUUCGGCGGCCGCGCAGACGUCAAAGCCGCCUUACAAGAUCGUGGCCCAGAAUUGACGUCUACGGCGUGCAGGCCGACUUUUAUCGGCGUCUAUGUCCAGCCCCGUCUCGUCGGUUGCCAUGUCAACACUACCAGAACUGUGGGCGUCUUCACGGCAGCGGACCCUCGGCUACAGACACGGCACUGCUUCGGUGUCAUUCAUUCCACAGUGACCCAUACGUCCAAAGUGAAGAAGAACCAUGUGGCUUUGUUGUGGACGGCGCCAGUUCGCUCAUCCGGUCACGUGGUUAUAAAGGCGACAAUCGUCAAAGACAAGGAGACCUUCUGGGUGGAUGUUGACUCCCCGCCCCUCAUUGACUUGCAGACCAUGGACACGCCCACGUGCAUGAGCCACACCCACAGAGACGGGUUCAAGUUCGACCACAAAAACAACCGGUACGAGGCCAAUAAAUUGACAGACUCUGGCAAAGAGUCGAGCUCUUCAAGGCCGCAGUGGCAUUUCAUUCUUCUACUAAUGGCGGUGAUGGUAAGGGGAGUAAUCCAGUUAUUAUAGCAAAAAUAGUUUGUCUCCCUUGUGUUUUAUAAAAGAGUUAUAUUGAUGACAAUCUACACAAAUCAACUACCUCUUCAUUAAAGUGUGUUAAAAUUAAACCCGUGUUUUAAAUAUUGAAUAAAGAUAAAGGGAGUUGAUAAUGGUUAUGGCACAAAUAGAAGAGAGUGUUUAGUGUUGAAAAGAAUUUAAACAAAAUAAGCUUGUAAAGUUAAAAUAGUUGGAGAAUAU